Molecule: messenger RNA, 3000 nt
Organism: Fulvia fulva
Lineage: Eukaryota; Fungi; Ascomycota; Dothideomycetes; Mycosphaerellales; Mycosphaerellaceae
Product: Serine/threonine-protein kinase plo1
Exons: 2
Coding region: 1-3000 (999 amino acids)
Biological process (GO): regulation of cytokinesis; mitotic cell cycle; protein phosphorylation
Cellular component (GO): nucleus; cytoplasm; spindle pole body
Molecular function (GO): protein kinase activity; ATP binding; protein binding
Source: RefSeq, a predicted model, not a curated record
AUGUCUUCAUCCUCCAUCCACGCCGAUCCACCGCCGCCGAUUGUCACCGAGCCGUCUGGAAUCAACUAUGCCACUGGAUCUGCGUUGGGCAAGGGAGGCUUCGCGAUAUGUCACAAGGCCGAGAGAUAUGACGGGAGCCGACCGACGGGGCAGAUUGUGGCCCUCAAGAUUGUCAAGACGAAGAUGGAGCCUGCGAAGCUCGCACAGAAGUUCGUGACAGAACUACAAAUACACAGCAAACUGUCGCAUCCGAACAUCGUCACCUUCUACCGAGCAUUCUCCUUCCAGACCAGCACGUACGUCGUGCUCGAGAUAUGCCCCAAUGGCUCUCUUGCAGACAUGCUGAAGAAGAGGCGACAUCUUACACUACCCGAGAUUCGACGACUGGUAAUCCAAGUAUGCGGAGCUGUCAAGUACCUACAUCACCGACAUAUCGUGCAUCGCGACCUGAAGACAGGAAACCUGUUUCUGGACAAGGAUAUGAACGUCAAGGUUGGUGACUUUGGCUUGGCAGCACUGCUCGUAACAGAAAAGGAGAUGGAGGUGAGAAGACGGACGACCAUGUGUGGAACACCAAACUACCUGGCACCGGAGAUUCUGGAGAAGGGCAAAGGACAUGAUGAGAAGGUGGAUCUGUGGGCGAUUGGUGUCAUCGCAUACACCCUGGCAGUCGGCAAAGCACCAUUUCAUGCCAGCACAAAAGAUGAGAUCUACAAGAAGCUCAAGUCGGGAACGUACACAUGGCCAGAGUUGAACGCGACGAGCAACCAAAGUGCAGACCUGCGAGAUCUUGUCUCGAGUUUGCUUGUUCCAGAAGAGCAACGACCCAUUCCUGACAAGAUUGUCACACACCAGUUCUUCCGCAUUGCAUACGUGCCAGCGAGCAUCCCAGUCACGGCGAAAGAGAAGACUCCGGUGUGGCCCGAAGUAGCAGUGCCAUCUGCUGAAACGAUCCGACGAGGAUACAGCGAGACUUGGUACAGCCUGUGCAAGGAGUCGGGGGUAGGGGAGCCAGAGCAGGACAAGCCCUUCCCACUCAAUGGCGGUCGAAGAGUGCGAAGUAUAGUUUACGACAUGACCAAGGAAGCACAACAAGGGAGGACGCCAACCAUGCCCAUCCCAAGCGAUGUUGUGUACACCUCGACUGUCAGCGACUUCAACAGCUCUCGAAGCUCAUCACCAGAGGAACCAGAUUUGGCACAAUCGACCCGUGGGCUGAAGGAGAUCUCUCAUAACGAGGUUGCAGCAUCUCGCGGUCGCCUUGCACGGACAGACUCCACCAAGGCCGCGAGAGAAGCUGAAAUGAUGCCACCACCACGAGCACCUUCGAGGGUGGCAAGGUCAAACACGGUACGCAAAGCUGCCCGUACCAUCAGUGAAGAAGCUGCUAAGUCUUCCGAGUCCGUCAAGGUGGCAUCGGAUCCUGCUGCUGCGGCGUCGUCAUCGCAAACACUGAAGGUGACGAGAGUAAGACCCGCGCAUACCAGGACCGAGUCUGCCUCUGCGGCGACGAAAGCCUUGAAAGAAACGAACGCAUCGACAACAACCACAUAUCGCACCGCACGAACAGAACAGCCAUCAUCAGAAGGUUCAGAUCCAGAGAAACCGCAGCGAAGUGGUACUGUCAAGCGCUCAGCUGAUGCAAGCUUGGCUCGACGACCGCGAGGGACGAGGACGAUGAAGGAGCGACCGACAUCGCCUGUUGAUGUGCUCGCUGCACCCACACAGCCGAUUGCUGCACGGCUCGCAAAAGAUCGUGCGCAAUCACCACCUGAAGUGACCGGUCCGUUGGCCACAUUGGAUGAUCUAAAGCAGGCUCUACCGACCAGACAUCGAAAGCAGCCUUCAAAAGCAGAAGUCAUUGAGAUCUUGUCCGACCCAGAACCCGAAGACAAAAUUGAAACCAACAACCUGCAUUUGUCUCGACCACCGCCCAUGGCGAAGCGAUUGCCCGUGCCGCAGAAGUCCGUCUCUCCAGAGAUCAACCCAGCAAUACCUGGAAGCGACCCAUCAACAGUCUUGGAGAAGCUCACGGUCUUGCGCGACAACCUAGCAUCUGCCCUCAACAAGCCAACAUCGACCAGAAGGCCAUCACUACAACGAGACAUCGAAGCUGCUUCCAACCUGCCAUUCGUGUCAAGAUGGGUCGACUACAGCCGCAAACACGGCAUAGGCUACGUCCUAUCCGACGGCACAGUAGGCUGCAUCAUCAACGCAACAUCCAAACCCAACCAGCCCCCCACCCCCGUCUCCCACGUCCUAGUCCGCAACGGCCAAAAGUGGCUACAACGAGUGUCAACAAAAUCAAAAGACUUCGCCGGCAUCGAACAAGUCCCACUCGAAUUCUUCGAAGACCGCGGCGACGAAGGCAUCGAGCGCAAAAUCUACAAAGGUCUCGGCAGCGUCAACGGCGACAGCGAAAGGAAACGAACUCUUAGCGUCCUGUGGGUGAAAUUUGGUCGAUACAUGUGUCAAUCCCUCGAUGGCGAAGAGAACGAAGGUUCUACUAAGGGUGAGAACUUUGUGCGUUUCUACCAACGGAUUGGGAGUGUGGGAGUCUGGGCUUUUGCAGAUGGAUGUUUGCAGGUCCAUUUCCCGGAUCAUACGAAAUUGGUCUUGUCAGCGGACGGGAAGAUCAUCAGCUCGACGUUGCUGACGGUGGAGGCAACGCAACAUCUCAACAGCAGUGGGGAGCUGUUGCCGCAGCAUGUCAACUCCCGGCAAGUCUUCGCGGACAGCAUUGAAUCACUGCUAUUCAGCAGUAACAGGAUCCGACAGCGAACUGUUAAGGCGAAUCAGCUUAGCGAUAAGCUGAAGUUCGUGCUUGAGGUCGUCGAUCAGUGGGUUUCUGGCAGUGGGCUAGGUCAUCUUGACGAGGACGAGGGUGCAGAGAGGCUCUACUGGGAGGGUCUUUGCGUGAGAGAUCAGAACCAGAGGAAGGUGGAUAGAGUCACUGUAGGCAGAUUUGGCGGUGAUGCUGUCCCCAGUGCUGCUACAUAA